This is a messenger RNA of Eimeria necatrix, 558 nucleotides long. RefSeq lists its product as hypothetical. The transcript has a single exon. The record is from RefSeq and is a predicted model, not a curated record. Bases 1 to 558 code for a protein of 185 amino acids. Lineage: Eukaryota; Apicomplexa; Conoidasida; Eucoccidiorida; Eimeriidae.
AUGUUUAUGGCGAGAAGCCGCCAGGUGUAUAGGGAGGUGCUGCAGCACCAGCAGCUGCAGCUGCUGCGGCACAGCAAGAUGCAGCUGCAGCAGCAGCAGCAGCUGCAGCAGCAGGCCGCCCGCAGCAGGAGCAUCAGCGACGCAGAGACGGAAGACGACUCGGACUACGAGCUCUCCGACGUCGCUGUCAACCUCAGCAGCAGCAACAGCAGCAGCAGCAGCAGCAGCAACAGCAGCAGCAACGGCAGCAGCUCCCCCACGGCGUCUGUUCACCCGGCGGAGGGGCUCGAGAGUCCUGCCUUUCCUGCUGCCUACUGCAGCAGCACCACCCCACUUGCUGCCGACGCUGCUGAGCGGAGCAGCAGCAGCAGCAGCAGCAGCAGCAGCAGCAGCAGCAGCAGCAGGUACCCCGCGCGCAGGCACCCCGUCAGCCCCUGCAGCGUCCCCGAAAACAGCAGCAGCAGCAGCAGCAGCAGCGACACAGAUGUCAGCAGCGAAGUGGAAGAAAACGAAAUGGCAGAAUUGCUAGACGACGCCCUUGCGGGCAGCCCGCUUUAG